This is a messenger RNA of Apis laboriosa (Himalayan honeybee), 2303 nucleotides long. RefSeq names its product pro-resilin-like. The transcript is spliced from 6 exons. Gene Ontology annotation, cellular component: extracellular matrix. The coding region runs from base 617 to 1192 and encodes 191 amino acids. The record is from RefSeq and is a predicted model, not a curated record. NCBI's taxonomy places the organism in Eukaryota, Metazoa, Arthropoda, Insecta, Hymenoptera, Apidae.
CACGAUAUAUAAUCGAUGGAAUGACUUCUUCAUGCUGCACCUUCGAGGCUAGAAGUCAACAGGCGCCUCGAAAGAUCAUUUGGAUCACAUUGAUCCGGAUUAAUGUCUUCUCACGGUGAAGUUAAACGAAUAUGUAUAGAUUUCCGUAUUCCGAUGAAAUGGAGACUACAUGGUAAUUAUCAUUGCUGCUAUGAGAAAGGAGCUCUAUUAAAAUUAAUAAUGAAGGAAAUGUAACGUAGAAAAUGAUGUUUUUCUGUUAUUUUUGUACUUGGAGAUUAUGCGCUCUAAAAGAUUAUUAUAAUUAAAAAAUGAAUUUUGUGGUGAAGAAAGUAAUCUGAAAAAAGGACUCAAGAAACUGAAACAUUGUUAUUUGGAAAUGUAACACAGAAUAUCUUCCAAACGUUAUGAAUCAAGAUUUAUAUUAAAGCAAAGAAUUAAACAAUUCACAAAAUGGCAAGAAGUUAACAUUGAUGAUACCGAUUUAUGAAAGAAGAAAGUGGUGCAAGAUGCAUCUUACCCAGAUCAUGAUAAGAUUCUAAGGCAAGGUGAGGCAAGUUUUCUUUUGAAAAAAAACGAUACGUGAGUGAAAUUCUGAUCCCUUGGCUUUCUUCACAAUAUGUUUUAUCUUCAGAUAGCAAUAAUUUGUAUGGCAAUAGUCCACGUAAUAUGCGAUCUACCACCUGGGACAAGACGUAAUACAUAUCUGCCUCCUGAACCAACUAAGGGUUACAAUUAUGAAACGCCUUCGAUAGUAUUUUCAAAAUCAACUCCAUUUAGUACUACACCAUCCAGUCAUACAUAUCCUAAACCAACCACAAAAUUUCCGACGUCGAGACCUUUCAAUGGUUAUCCACCUCCUACUAAACCUACUCCAGAAUUUCCUGACUCAACCAGACCUACUGGAACUACUAUACCAAAUGGUGGUCACGAUCAUCAUCAUCACGAACCAGGCAUGCCAUUUGACUUCAACUAUGCGGUGAAGGAAGACGCCUUUGGAAACGAUUAUUCCCACAACGCGAUAAGCGACGGUGACAUCGUCCGCGGGGAAUAUAGAGUUCAGCUUCCUGAUGGAAGAUUGCAGAUUGUCCGCUAUACCGCCGAUUGGAAACAUGGGUUUAGCGCACAGGUUUCCUAUGAUGGAAAUCCACGUUUCGACGUCUCUCGACCGCCCGGCAAUUUUGCAGGCUAUUAAGUUAUUAAUGUCCAGUUUAUGGUUGCGAACCAUGUUAAAAUGUUUGUCUUGCGGUUUUUAUUGUUGGUUUCCACGCCUCUGUGUUGUCUCUACGCCUCCAUUGAGCGUUGGAUCGUUCGUUUUCAGCAUAUCGAGUCAAUCGUGCCAAAAAAAAAGUUAUUAUGUGCAUAAUUUUUUUAAUAAUUUUAAUAAUUUUUUUUUUAAAUUUUGCGAAUAUUUUUUAAUAAAAAAAAACUUUUUGACCAAAUCUAAAAAUCAAUCGAGAGAUAUUUACUAUAUUUAUUAUUAUGAAUUUGAUUUUGUUUCUAUCAUAUUUUGAUUCGGUGGAUUUAUUUUGAUUAACUCAAUUUGUUGAACGAUAACUGAUUGUGAGAUUAUUAUUCUUUAUCUUGUCCUUUUUUUGAGGUCGCUAGUGUCGUCAAAUAGUGGUUCUAGGAAAAGUGGCACCAUUUGAAUAUGCAGAUUUUUUUUGAGAGAAUUUUCAAAAAUUUUUUUUAAUGUCAAAUAAUGUAAUUUUAAUUUUAUUGAUAAUUUAUAAUAUCUUUAAUUAAAAAUUUUAAAUGAAGAAUAAUUCUGCAAAUUAUGAUAUCUUUUUUAUGGUAUCUAUAAUUUUAUAUUAAAUUUUAUAAUAAAAUAUGAAUGAAAAAUAUUAUUUUUGCGACCAAAAAUGGUUCAAUACCAACUGGUACUUAUUCGAUAUCCUUAGCCAUCGCAAAAUCUAGAUCUAAAUAAAAAAAGACCUUAGGCCAGAGUAUAUUUUAUAUUCUCCAAUUAUAGAUGUAUCCAAUGGACAUGGAUACACAUAUAGGAGAAAAAAAAUAAAAAAGUUUCAUAAAGUUUCAUAAGUCAAGGUGUACUUCUCUUUAAAACAUGAAGUAGCUAAGGACUAACUUGUAGUAAUAACAAUUCGUUUUAAGGAUGCUGAUGAAACAGUACUAACCCUUUGCUAUCACGUAUGGCUACUUUGUUUGUAAAGAUUUUAUAAAUUGUACGAUAAUUUACAAAGUAAAAAAUAUGAAUGAUGUUAUAUAAAAUUAUUUGAACAUAUUUCUUAUCAUUAAUUGAUAGGAAGGAUGAAAGCGAUGUAUAGAAAUUUAAAGAUUUUAAUAAA